Annulohypoxylon truncatum is the source of this 526-nucleotide messenger RNA. RefSeq lists its product as uncharacterized. Lineage: Eukaryota; Fungi; Ascomycota; Sordariomycetes; Xylariales; Hypoxylaceae. The transcript has a single exon. The record is from RefSeq and is a predicted model, not a curated record. The annotation marks the transcript as partial.
CGUCUACGCCCAAGAACAAAUCAGCAUAUGCAAUGUGUUAGCAGAGGUGCUCAAAUUCUAGUCUCAACCUGCGACCUAGAAAUUUAUCGAUGUCAUUGAAAUGCGCAUGGAUUCAAUUGAGGAAUCGAAUCGAAUCGAAUCGCAAGAAGCCUUAAAGCAACCGAAAGUACCAAAUAAAUGAAGCUGCAAUUAUGAUCGGCGACUCGAUGACAUUUUCGCACCUCUAUGAACACAACGUAAACCCUCAGGCCUCUUCAAGGCAUGACCUUCCAGAAUAUUGCGCGACUUUUCCAUUCUUAGUAUCGGCACUAGAUGGAUUAACUAUGAUGCUCACUCAGCACAUAGAACAUUAUUUAAGCCUAUUCACUUACUGUAUUCCCGGGGCGGAUCUUCAGGAGGUAAGGUCACAGGGGGAAGAGCUAAGUUCGGCUGAGCGCAUUAAGCUCGGGAAGUUAUACACGGCUUUUAGUAAAGAGACUCAAACUUCGGAGAUCUGUUCUCGGGAUUGUAAGGGGAGUAAAUGAUG